CCGGCCCCGGCGCCAUGGAGCGGCGCUGCCCCCCGGGGCUGGGGCUGGGGCUGGGGCUGGCGCUCCUCCUGCUGCUCUGCGCCCCCCUGCCCCCGGGGGCCCUUGCCAAGGAAGUCACCCUCCUGGACACCAGCGUGGCUCAGGGGGAACUGGGCUGGCUCUUGGACCCUCCUGAGACUGGGUGGAGUGAGGUCCAGCAGAUGCUGAACGGGACGCCCAUCUACAUGUACCAGGACUGCCCGGUGCUGGGGGCCGGCGAGGCCGACCAUUGGCUUCGCUCCAAUUGGAUCUACCGCGGGGAGGUCCCGACUCGCGUCUUCGCCGAGCUGCGGUUCACCGUGCGCGACUGCAGGAGCUUCUCCGAAGCCGGGUCCGGCCCGCUUGGCUGCAAGGAGACCUUCAACCUCUUCUUCAUGGAGUCCGACCAGGACGUCGGCAUCCAGCUGCGUCGGCCCCUCUUCCAAAAGGUGACCACGGUGGCCGCGGACCAGAGCUUCACGGUGCGCGACCUGGCGAUAGGAGCCAUGCGGCUGAACGUGGAACGCUGCCUGCUGGGCCACCUGACCCGCCGCGGUCUGUACCUGGCCUUCCAAAACCCGGGCGCCUGCGUGGCCCUGGUGUCCGUGCGUGUGUUCUACCAACGCUGCCCCGAGACCGUGAAGGGCCUGGCCCGCUUCCCCGAGACCUUGCCCAACCCCGUGGGCCUGGCUGAGGUCGCGGGCGCUUGUCUGCCCCACGCCCACCCUGGCCUCAGCCCAGGCCCCCGCAUGCACUGCAGCCCUGACGGAGAGUGGUUGGUGCCCGUGGGGGAGUGCCACUGUGGCGCAGGUUAUCAGGAGGAGGAGGGAGAAUGUACCGCCUGCCCCAAGGGCUUCUACCGGCCAGACUCUGAUGUCCCCAACUGCCUCAAGUGUCCCCCCCGCAGCUCAUCCGGCUCCGCGGCGGCCACGUUCUGCAGCUGUGUGACCGGCUAUUACCGAGCCCCGGCCGAGGGCGCCGAGGUGGCCUGCACCCGUCCCCCAUCUGCCCCCCGCAAUCUGAGCUUCGCCCUGGUGGGAACGCAGCUAACCCUGCACUGGGAGCCCCCCGGGGACACUGGGGGCCGGCGAGACGUCAGCUACGCCAUCACCUGCACCCGUGACCCUGGCCCAGAGGAGGGGCCCUGUGGCGGGGGCGUCCGGUUCUCCCCGGGGGCCUCUGGGCUCAGCCGGCCCACCGUGCGGGUAGAGGGACUCGAGCCCUACACCAACUACAGCUUCCGCGUAAAUGCCCACAACGGGGUCUCCAGUCUGGUCACCCCCGAGACCCCCGGCCCUGCCAGCGCCGCCUCGCUCUCCAUCCGCGUCGGGCACGCAGAGCCCCUGGCGGGUCUGUCCCUCGAGCUGGUGAAGCAGGGGCCGCGGCAACUGGAGCUCAGCUGGACGGGCCCCCGGCUGCUGCGGAGCCCGGCGGGGACCCUCCGGUACGAGCUACAUGUGCUGAACCAGGACGAGGAGCGCCACGAGACCGUGUCGGAGCCGCGGGUGCUGCUGAAGGAACUGGAGCCGGACACGGUGUACCUGGUGCGCGUGCGGGCCCUUACCCCCCUAGGGCCCGGACCUUUCUCCCCCGACCACGAGUUCCGCACAAGCCGCCCCCUCGAGUCGGGCGGCCCAUCUGGGGGCGAGAUCGUGGCCAUCAUUUUCGGCCUGCUGCUCGGACUGGCCUUCAUGUUCGGCCUCUUCGUAUUUUGCAGAAGGAGAUCCCAGCCGCAAUCUCAAGCCCAGCCAGAGACGUGCACCCCUGGAGGGGGACGUGAGGAGAAGGUAUGGCUGAAGCCGUAUGUGGACCUGCAAGCCUAUGAAGACCCAGUGCAGGGUGCCCUGGACUCCACCCGGGAGCUAGACCCAGCCUGGCUGACCAUCGACAUGGUCAUCGGGGAGGGAGAGUUUGGAGAGGUGUUCCGGGGGUCAUUACGAGUCCCCGGGCAGGACCGUGUCGCUGUGGCCAUCAAGACCCUGAAGGCCUCGUCCCCCGACGGUCAGUGGUGGAACUUUCUCCGUGAAGCCACCAUCAUGGGACAGUUCAGCCAUCGCCACAUUGUGCGCCUGGAGGGGGUCGUCACCAAAAGGAAACCUAUGAUGAUCGUCACUGAAUUCAUGGAGAACGGGGCCCUGGAUGCCUUCCUGAGGGCCCAUGAGGAGCAGCUGGGCGCAGGGCAGCUAGUGUCCAUGCUCCAAGGCAUCGCCUCGGGUAUGAGCUACUUGAAUGACCGCGGCUACGUCCACCGCGACCUAGCUGCCCGCAACAUCCUGGUGACCCGCGGCCUCCGCUGCAAAGUGUCUGACUUCGGUUUGAGCCGCCUGCUAGAGAAUGACACCGAGGGCACCUAUGAGACCCAGGGUGGGAAGAUCCCGAUCCGCUGGACGGCACCCGAAGCCAUCGCUCACCGCAUCUUCACCGCAGCCAGCGACGUCUGGAGCUUUGGGGUGGUGAUGUGGGAAGUGCUGAGCUUCGGGGACAAACCCUAUGGCGAUAUGAGCAACCAGGAGGUGAUGAAGAGCAUCGAAGAUGGGUACCGCUUGCCCCCACCCGUAGACUGCCCAGCCCCGCUCUACGAGCUGAUGAAGAGCUGCUGGGCCCACGAACGAGCCCGCCGGCCCCGCUUCCGCCAACUCCAAGCCCAACUGGAACAGCUGCUUGCCAGCCCCCAUGCCCUGCGCACCGUAGCAGACUUUGACCCCAGGGUGACCCUGCGCCUGCCCAGCGUGAGCGGCUCGGACGGGAUUCCCUACCGCAGCGUCCCCGAGUGGCUCGAGUCCAUCCGCAUGAAGCGCUACAUCUUGCACUUCCGUUCGGCCGGGCUGGACACCAUGGAGUCGGUCCUGGAGCUGACCGCUGAGGACCUGAACCAGAUGGGGGUGACACUGCCUGGGCACCAGAAGCGGAUUCUCUGCAGCAUUCAGGGCUUCAAGGACUGAAGGAUGGAGCAGCAGGUGGACAGACCCACAGCCGGACACACUGGAGGUAGCCCUAUGGGCCCACACCGAGCUCCGGGCACCCUCACCCCUAGGCAUGUGCCUUCCCUCAAGGCAGCUGGGCAGAAGCUAGGGUGGCGUAAACCCCAGGACCUCUUUCCUCUGGAAGGGGCCCCCUGGAGUCAAUUUAGCCCCCCCCCACCCGGUGCUAUGGGGAAAGUUUGGGGGCCUGGCUUCCUCCUGCCCCUGUGGCUUGCAGCUCCCGGAUGUUCUGUUUGCGUCUCAGGGGAGGGGCGGGCUGUAAAUAUUUUGUAAAUAAACAUGAGAUUGGA
Messenger RNA from Tachyglossus aculeatus (Australian echidna), 3289 nucleotides. RefSeq names its product EPH receptor A1 (gene EPHA1). Gene Ontology annotation, biological process: protein phosphorylation; cell surface receptor protein tyrosine kinase signaling pathway; axon guidance. The record is from RefSeq and is a predicted model, not a curated record. The transcript has 18 exons. Bases 15 to 2960 code for a protein of 981 amino acids. Gene Ontology annotation, molecular function: ATP binding; protein binding; transmembrane-ephrin receptor activity. Gene Ontology annotation, cellular component: neuron projection; plasma membrane. Lineage: Eukaryota; Metazoa; Chordata; Mammalia; Monotremata; Tachyglossidae.